This is a messenger RNA of Hyaloperonospora brassicae, 1056 nucleotides long. Lineage: Eukaryota; Oomycota; Peronosporomycetes; Peronosporales; Peronosporaceae. The record is from the annotation of a GenBank genome assembly.
AUGUCGUUCUUUGGGUUCCGGAGCUCGUCAAGCAAAGCAUCGGCUGUCCAGGAGACGCACCUGAGCGAACUCGAGCGCCUGAGAGGCCGUCAGCUGGCAAGUCUCGUGCGUGCUGGAGGUCGAGCCAAGAACCAGCAGCAAACGACGUUUGAGGUGCCCGUGACCAACACGCCGCGCGGUCCCUUGACACUCGAAGUACAACUGCCGUCGGAGUUCCCAGUGAGAGUUCCGCAGCUAAAGACGUCCAUCCCCGUGCAACAUCGGUGGAUCGAUACUGCGGGCAAUGUCCACGCCCACCCGGAUCUCAGCAGAUGGACAGCGCACUCGGAUCUUGGACGGAUCGUGACGGAGAUUGUCACGGAACUGCGAUCUGGAGCCAACCAGACGGCAGCAAGCAAGCCGCUGGCGUCGUUAGCCGGGAGUAGCUCGUCGGUAUCGACAGCGUCGACUGCGUCGUUGUCGCAGUACAGAUCGUCAAGUAGCCGGCAGUCUCCACCAGUUCCAAUCCACCAACGACCACUACAACAAGCACCAGAUACAAGCAAGAUACAACGCACGCAGAUGCCGAUAGUUCCUGCAGUCAUCCCGGAACUGGAGGGACUUUCCGUUGCCCAGCUCGAGGAAUUGAACUCGGACACCCACGCGCUCAAGAAGUUUGUCAAGAGUUUACCCUUAGUAACGGAGUUUACCGAGUUGAGAGACCAAGUCUUGCACUGCAACAUGGGCAUCGCAAGGACGACGCUCGGCUAUGAGCGCGAGCUGCGUGAUCUACAAGCCGUGGUAGCGGCUCAACGAACCGAGUUGCGUGCGGCUCAACAAGCGCUCGCUGAGAUACAGGCACGACAGCAGCGUAUCAUUGCGCGUCACCGACCCGAUGCACUACUGGAACAGCUCGCUGCAGCAACAAAGCAUGCGGACAAUACAACCGACGAGCUUGCCACGCAGUUUGUUCAGGGCGACGUGGACUUCGCACGCUUUCUCGCCACCUACAUGCCGCAGCGCAGCGUGUACCACGAGCGCACGCUCAAGCUCGCACAAGUGACGAACCAGCAGUAG